AUGUCUUCAAAACUUGCAUCACACACACUCAACAACCUCUUCAAAUCUCUCCUCAUCAUAUCUGCCUUGCUUAUCUAUCUCAUCUACAUCUGCUCCUUCAACACCAACAACAAUUCUUGGUUCCACACAUUCAUCAACAACCCUACCAAAACAACUCCAAAUACUAAUCCAAGCCACAUAGUCUUCGGAAUAGCAGCAACUGCAUCUACUUGGAGCCACAGAAAACACUACGUCCAAUCAUGGUGGCGGCCCAACAUAACCCGAGGCUACGUCUUCCUCGACAAGAUUCAACGAGAUCUCCUCCCAUGGCCUAACCACACACUACCUCCAUUCCGAAUUUCCCAAGACACCUCCAAAUACAGGCACUACGACAGACACAGGGCGCGGCAGGCCAUCCGGAUGGCGCUGAUCAUCUCAGAGGCGUUCGACACGGAGAGGCCCCACGGCGGCGUGAGGUGGUUCGUGAUGGCCGACGACGACACCGUCGUGUUCGUGGAGAAUUUGGUGGAGGUUCUACGCAGAUACGAUCACCGAAAGUACCUGUACAUCGGCAUGAAUGCGGAGACCCAUGCUUCCAAUGUGAUGCACUCUUUCGAUAUGGCGUUUGGUGGGGCCGGGUACGCGCUGAGCUACCCGCUCGCUAAGGCUUUGGCGGCCAACAUGGACGCGUGCCUCAAACGCUACCCGACUCUCUACGGCAGCGAUCACAUUGUGCAGUCGUGUGUCGCUGAUUUGGGAGUCUCCAUCACCCGGCACCACGGCUUCCAUCAGAUUGAUCUACACCACGAUAUAUCAGGCUUCCUGUCGUCUCACGCGCGUGCACCUCUCGUGUCGCUGCACCACCUGGAUGAAGUGGACCCCAUAUUCCCGUCGAUGAGCUGCAACGAUUCCCUCAAACACCUCAUGACGGCGGCGAAAGCCGACGAGUCGAGGCUGCUGCAGCAGAGCAUAUGCUACCACAAGCCUAAGAACUGGACAUUCGCAAUAUCGUGGGGAUAUUCCGUCCACGUCUACGAGGCCAUCGUCAACCCCAGCGCGCUGCAGAGGCCGCUCCAGACGUUCGUGCCGUGGACUAAGUUCGCGCAUCCGUUCUUCGUGUUCAACACGCGCCUCCCUUCCAAACACCCAUGCGACGCUCCGCAUCAAUUUUUCUUCCACUCCGUUGGCAACGGAAGCCGAGAUCACGUGGUCACGAGGUAUAGCAGGGCGCGGCGACGCGCCUUGCCUGCUUGCUCCUUCACCGGCAAUCACUCCGCAGAAUCCGUCGCCUCCGUCGUCGUCAUCUCCCCUGCUGCCAAAUAUCAUAUCAUCGAAAAUAGGAGAGAAUGCUGCGACGUUUUGCAUGUGACGGGCGGGAAUGCUACGGAAUUAGAUCGAUUGGAGAUGGAUGCUAGUAGAUGUCGAGAGAUGGUGGAAGUCGAGUUUUUGGAUGACGUUCGUGUGAAUUUUGAAGAUGUUUGA
Molecule: messenger RNA, 1461 nt
Organism: Salvia miltiorrhiza (redroot sage)
Lineage: Eukaryota; Viridiplantae; Streptophyta; Magnoliopsida; Lamiales; Lamiaceae
Exons: 3
Coding region: 1-1461 (486 amino acids)
Molecular function (GO): acetylglucosaminyltransferase activity
Source: RefSeq, a predicted model, not a curated record